Molecule: messenger RNA, 2097 nt
Organism: Oryza brachyantha (malo sina)
Lineage: Eukaryota; Viridiplantae; Streptophyta; Magnoliopsida; Poales; Poaceae
Product: UDP-glucuronate 4-epimerase 1
Exons: 1
Coding region: 536-1849 (437 amino acids)
Source: RefSeq, a predicted model, not a curated record
UAAAUAAAUACUCCUACGCCACAUAGCCGAGAAAACCCAUCAUCUCCAUCUCGUCCGCCGCGACGAGCCCAAAAAUAGGCGAACCCGCAACCCGCCCAGCCAGCAAGCCAGCCAGCCGGCCGGCCGGCCGGGCCGCCACCGUCAGCGAGAGCGGCAGCGGCGGCGUUCACGCGCUCCCCCCUACUAUUUAUACGCGGCCCCGCCCCCGCCUCCGCCCUUUCCUUAGGCAGGCGCGCACAUCUAGCCCCUGCCCCCCCUCCGGCCCUCCCCUUUUGCCCUCCCUAAUAAAAUUUUCCAAUCCAUCGAUCGGUCGGUUGGUCCUCCUCGUCGAGGAGUGGGGAAUCGGUGCGAUUCCGUCGUGGUUGGAGACGAAAGGCACCGGGAUUUUGUCUUUGUUUGUUGAUCUAGUUGCGUAAGGCUGUGUGCUUGUGCUGAGGAAGAGGACGAGGACGAGGACGAGGACGAGGGAUUCUUGGGCGUGUUGUUGAGGGUUGCAGCUGAGGGCACGGCGGCGGCGGCGACGACGGCGAAGAAGAUGCGGGUGCUGGAGGACGACCUCUUCCCGUCCACGCCGGGGAAGGUGAAGAUCGAGAGGGCGACGGCGAUGAACCGCCAGCUGCACAGGUGCUUCGCGUCCACGAGCACCAUGUUCCUGUGGGCGCUGUUCCUCGUCGCCAUGACGGCGUCGUACCUCAGCUUCCAGUCGUUCGUCGACACCUCCUCCAAGUACUUCGCGGCCUCGUGGGGUGGGUUGCACUGGGAGCGCCAGAUCCGCGCGUCCGCCGCGCCGAGGCGGCCUCCUGGGUCGGCUGCCGGAGCGGGGAUGUCGGUGCUGGUCACCGGCGCGGCCGGGUUCGUCGGCACCCACUGCUCGCUCGCGCUCCGCAAGCGCGGCGACGGCGUCGUCGGCAUCGACAACUUCAACUCGUACUACGACCCCUCGCUCAAGAAGGCGCGCAGGUCGCUGCUCGCCUCGCACGGGGUGUUCGUCAUCGAGGGCGACAUCAACGACGGCCGCCUCCUCGCCAAGCUCUUCGACGUCGUGCCAUUCACGCACGUGCUCCACCUCGCGGCGCAGGCCGGGGUGCGCUACGCCAUGGAGAACCCGGCGUCCUACGUGCACUCCAACAUCGCCGGCCUCGUCACCCUCCUCGAGGCCUGCAAGGACGCCGACCCGCAGCCGGCCAUCGUCUGGGCCUCCUCCUCCUCCGUCUACGGCCUCAACGACAAGGUGCCCUUCACGGAGAGCGACCGCACCGACCAGCCGGCGUCCCUCUACGCCGCCACCAAGAAGGCCGGCGAGGAGAUCACCCACACGUACAACCACAUCUACGGCCUCUCCAUCACCGGCCUCCGCUUCUUCACCGUGUACGGACCCUGGGGCCGGCCGGACAUGGCCUACUUCUCCUUCACCCGCAACAUCCUGCAGGGGAAACCCAUCACCGUGUACCGCGGCAAGAACCACGUCGACCUGGCCCGCGACUUCACCUACAUCGACGACAUCGUCAAGGGCUGCCUCGGCUCGCUCGACACGGCCGGGAAGAGCACCGGCACCGGAGGCAAGAAGCGCGGGCCGGCGCCCUACAGGAUCUUCAACCUCGGCAACACCUCCCCGGUGACGGUGCCCAGCCUGGUGUCCAUCCUGGAGAAGCACCUCCGCGUCAAGGCCAAGAAGAACGUGGUCGAGAUGCCCGGCAAUGGCGACGUGCCAUUCACGCACGCCAACAUCUCUCUCGCGAGGCAGCAGCUCGGGUACAAGCCGACGACCAACCUCGACGUCGGCCUGAAGAAGUUCGUCAAGUGGUACCUCUCCUACUACGGCUACACCAGAGGAUCCAAGAACUUGUGACUAUAAUCCAGCCUAAUUCUUCUGCUAAUUCUUUCUCUUUUCUUUCUUUCUUUUUCUCUUCCUUUCUGGCCACCCAGUGGCCGGUUCCACUCCCGGAUCAAACAUUAACAUUCUUAUUUCGAUUUUUUUGGGGAAAUAUUUUAGGAUGUUCUUUGAGAUACUGGGGGAAAUGGAAAAAUGGAAAAUUCUUUUCUUGUUGAGGAGAGGGAGGAAGAAGAAAGCAAUGGAGGGCACCAUUUUUCUCCUCC